Molecule: messenger RNA, 1579 nt
Organism: Drosophila grimshawi
Lineage: Eukaryota; Metazoa; Arthropoda; Insecta; Diptera; Drosophilidae
Gene: sand
Product: TWiK family of potassium channels protein 12
Exons: 8
Coding region: 308-1507 (399 amino acids)
Biological process (GO): potassium ion transmembrane transport; stabilization of membrane potential
Cellular component (GO): membrane
Molecular function (GO): potassium ion leak channel activity
Source: RefSeq, a predicted model, not a curated record
CAGAACGUUGUGGUGAGCGUUUCACUGGGAGCGGCGGCGCGCAUUUUUCUAGUUUCUCCAACAAAUGCGGCAGAGUCGGCAUUAGAAAUCGGCAUCGCCUAGUGAAGUGAAUUAAGUAAUUUUGCAGAAACGAGGCCAAUCCAAAUCAAUGGGCAGGCAAAUCAGAUCGAAGCAUGUCCAGACCACGUUCGAAGCCGUUCUCAUUACGCCAACAACAGGAGAGGCCGCAACGAGAGUCUGCUAAUUGGGGCACGUUGAAUGUGGAUGUGGAUUUGGAUGCGAUCGAUAUUGAGACCGGGAUCGAGCCAUGUCUUCGCGGCGCAGCUCCUUUCGGCGCAAAGAGAGGCCGGCAUUUGAGCGCUUCAAGGAUCACUGCCGACACUUUACGGCUUUCAUGUUUAGCAAUGUUGGCAUCAUACUCCUAGUCACAUUCUAUACGAUCGGCGGCGCCUUCAUCUUCCAGGCCAUCGAAAUAUUCGAAUACGAGAAACUGAAGACAGUCAAACCGCAUCGCUUCAUUGAGCACAAUGUGAGUGGGGAUUGCCUGAGUCGCAUCUGGGAGCUGACAGCUGAGAAUAUUAGUUUCUUCGAUCGGCACGCGUACAGAAAACAUGUCAACGCUGUGCUGCUGGAUUAUCAGCGAGCUGUGGUGAAGAAACAGCUCCGCGGACCCGAUGUGGAUCAUCAGUGGAGCUUCUCGGGCGCAUUUCUCUACUCGCUGACCGUCAUCACGACCAUUGGCUAUGGCAACAUAACGCCUAGCUCCGAUUGGGGAAAGCUGGUGACCAUACUAUAUGCCAUUAUUGGCAUGCCACUAUUUCUGCUCUAUCUAUCCAACAUAGGCGAUGUGCUGGCCAAAUCAUUCAAGUGGAUCUACUCCAAAGUCUGUCUCUGUCGCAUUUGUCCGGGCGUGGCCAAGAGGCGUAUAAUACGCGAGCGUCGCAAACUGCGUCAGUUGGCCAGAGCACUGGAGCAGCACAAAAUGGAAAGCGCGCGGGGCAGCAGCAGCACUAGUUGCUCGAGCAGCUCGAACAACAGCAGCAGCAUCAGCAGCAGCAGUACUGAUUACAGCAAGAGUUCGGCGGCGGCGUCCAGUGUGCUGGAUGUGCCUUAUAGUGAUUCGGAUUCGGAUAUUGAGCGAGAGAUACGCGGCAGCACAGACGAGAUAACGGUGCCCCUAACAGUGUGUAUCUUUGUGAUGGUCAGUUAUAUACUAUCGGGUGCCAUACUUUUUGGACGCUGGGAGGAUUGGAACUAUCUGGAUGGCAGCUAUUUCUGUUUCAUCUCAUUGAGCAGCAUCGGAUUUGGUGAUUUGGUGCCGGGUGAUCGUGUGAUAACCGCCGAUAAAGACAAGGUCGAGUUGAGCUUCAUUUUGUGUGCCGUUUAUCUACUGCUGGGCAUGGCCUUAAUAGCCAUGUGUUUCAAUUUAAUGCAGGAACAAGUCAUUCACAAUAUGCGCGCUAUAAAGCGUGCUUUUAAGGCCUGCUUCCGUUGCCGUAGCUCUUAGCCAAACAUUUGUUGACGUACAAAGCCAAAAUCAUCAAGCACAAUAUAUGUAUAUAAGUUAUCAGUUAGGCCG